This is a messenger RNA of Xylaria bambusicola, 6729 nucleotides long. RefSeq names its product protein phosphatase 2C. Gene Ontology annotation, biological process: cAMP biosynthetic process; intracellular signal transduction. The record is from RefSeq and is a predicted model, not a curated record. Gene Ontology annotation, molecular function: magnesium ion binding; protein binding; adenylate cyclase activity. NCBI's taxonomy places the organism in Eukaryota, Fungi, Ascomycota, Sordariomycetes, Xylariales, Xylariaceae. The coding region runs from base 176 to 6589 and encodes 2137 amino acids. The transcript is spliced from 3 exons.
CGACGAGCAACGAACACUCCCUCCCUCGAACAUCAUCACCCCCAACACACCACUCGCGCGACUCGUGAAGCCGAACUCAAAAUCUCCCCUCCAUCCAAUAGUCACCAUGAGCGCGCUCUUACUUUAAUGGCGCCAUACCAUUGAUCUAGCUGCGAGCACCGGCGUGCGAGUGACAAUGACGAGGAAUGAUGGCCGCGCCAGCUCCGCCGUGAGCUCGAGUAGUGGAAUGUCCAACAUCACCGUGAAACCGCCCACGCCCAACCGCUCCGCAUCCACGUCCUCCGCCUCAAACAAGCCUACCCCGAGGCCCAUCAAGACAGGCGAGAAUGGUCGCUUUAGGCCGCACAAAGACGACUCGCAGUCUUCUCCCACAUCGCCCACUGGUCACCGCUUCGCUUUGUCUCCCGCCUCGACCGCCUCUACGAGUUCGCUGCUCGAUAGUCGUCGCAUGAGUGACCUCGCCAACUAUCGUCGCGAGCUCGCCGUCCUAGAACCCUCUGGCGGUCGCUUACCCCAGAUCCACCGAGAACCGCCUUCGACAAGUCCCAAUGCACCUCAGAAUAUUGCGCCCUGGAUGUCCGCCAACGGAGGACCCGGUGCGGCCGCGUCGCCGACCACUUUCACUAGUUUCUACAACGAUUCUAGCGACAAUUUAUCCACGCCUUCCCAGCUCUCCCCUGCUUUCCGCCUCGCCCCAUCACGAUAUGGCCAAAAUCCGAGCAACAAUGAUUCACCGGAUAUUGCCUACUUUGACGAGCAACGACGCCCAUCGAUCGCGAGCAUAACCACUGCGAGCAGUCAAGGGUCUAAGAAUAGUAGUGGCCGGGGUGGGCUGAAGAAGCUCCAAGGCUUUUUCGGGGAAGAAUUUCCGGGUCGCGAUGGGUCAGAGACGAGCUUGCCCCCUGCGCCGCCACUUGCCAAGGAGCAGCGCUCGUACUCAUUUGGCCGACCACGCCGAAGCAGGAACGAUUCCAAUGCGACCGAUCACACCCGGGAACCAUCGCCAACAUCUUCUAGACCACGAACACCCAUACCCUCGAGCGAUGUUGUGCCAUUUUUAUACCAAGAAGCAGAUGAUAUUGCGAAAUACGGUGAGGCUCCGGUGCGUGACAUUUUAGCCGGGCCCGAUAAGGAACGCUAUAUCCAGUCGCACCAGGAUAGUGCGAGCUCGAGCCAGAAUAUGAUAGCCCCGACAUCGUCAUCUUACCGUUCCAACCAUUCCAUGGUCCACCUCCCUGGCCAUCACCGCCACAACAAAAGUCUCGAUGAACCCAGCAACUUGCGGCCGUAUACUAGCCGGGAGGAUUCUAACCUGAGCAUCAAUAAUAUGAAAGAACGGGGUGGGUCUACUGCGAGUGGUAUGCGUUCUCGUGCACAGAGCCCUGCACCCAGCAACAAUAGCACUGGCAGCAGGCUAGCUUCGGUAGAUGGACAGAUCUCGCCGGGUGGACAUGGAAAGAGGGGGAUUCUGGAGCGGCUACGGCGACAUAAGCAAAAAGAUGAUGCGCCUAGUGGUCGCCAUCGAAAUGCACCUGCUUCUCGGUCCAUAGUGCAUUCGACCUCGAGGCCAGAUUUGACUCGCGGGCAGCAGUCAUUCGAGAAACCCUUGCCUUAUCCAGAGAGUGAUCGAGAACCACGGGCACACACGACACGACAAGCAACUUUCAAUAAUAAAUUCCCGUUCGGCAAGAAGUCUCGUCCCCAUAAAACAUUCGACGAUGCCGACGAGCUCAUUGGUCCUACCGACAAGAAUGACAAAGACUCCAUGUUUCACCUCGAUACCAAUCUUAAUGAUAUGGAGGGUAUCUUGUCCCGUCCACUACCUCUUACCCCCAUGGAUCCAGCUAUGUUCCAGUUCUCCGAUGAGCCCAUGCCUGAGCCAAUAUCGGCGACUACUAAGCCUGGAGGAGCGUGGAAUGCCCCAGAUAGCUGGGCUGUUCGUCGUACUGCUGAGGAAAGGGCUGACCACACACCAGAAAACGAAGACGUUGGUACUCCACCACGAGUCGAAGAAAAGGGGGCUCCUCACUGCAUUCGUGUCUUCCGUUCCGACGGCUCUUUUGCUACAGUACAACUGCCGCUUAGUGCAACUGUGAGCGAUGUUAUGAACCAAGUUGUGAAGAAGACAUUAAUUACUGAAGGUGUGGAAAACUACCACAUUGUCCUUAAGAAGCAUGAUCUAUGUCGAAUACUUGCUGCUGCAGAGCGACCGCUCUUGAUACAGAAGCGAUUAUUACAACAAGCUGGAUAUGAGGAGAAAGACAGGCUAGAGGAUAUUGGACGUGAGGAUAACGGUUACUUGUGCCGGUUCAUGUUUUUGUCUGCAAGAGACGGCGUGUUCAACGCCAGCCCGCAUGACCUGGGACUGGGGAGGGCUGCCAAGUUCAACCAUGUCAACCUGUCUGGCCGAAACCUGAUCACGAUCCCUAUUACCCUAUAUUCCAAGACCAACGAGAUAAUCUCCUUGAACCUCUCACGCAACCUUUCUCUCGAUCUCCCUCGAGACUUCAUCCAAGCAUGCCCCUCACUACGCGAUAUCAAGUACGCUAGUAACGAGGCCCGGAAACUUCCUAUUAGUAUAAGCAGAGCAACUAGAUUGACGCUGCUUGAUGUGUCCAAUAAUCGCCUAGAAGAGGUCGAGCACGCUGAGCUUGCCCGCCUUACCGGGAUAUUGAGGCUAACCCUUGCUAACAAUCGUCUGAAGAGUCUACCACCGGACUUUAGCUCUUUCAAAUCUCUUCGCGUUUUAAACCUAUCCUCUAAUUUUCUGGACAGCUUCCCCGUCUCCCUAUGCCAGCUGGAGAGUCUCGUUAAUCUCGACGUCAGCUUCAAUGCGGUGGGAUCGCUUCCUGAAGAAAUUGGAAAUCUUCGCAGUUUGGAAAAAUUCGUAAUGACGAAUAAUCGGUUGAGUGGAUCUCUGCCGUCAACAUUCAGCCGCCUGUCUAAUCUUCGCGAGUUGGAUAUCAAGUUCAAUGCGUUGACUUCCAUUGAUGUCAUUUCAGAACUACCCAAGUUAGAAGUGCUCACGGCGGACCACAACAUGUUGUCACAGUUCGUCGGCAGCUUCGAACGUGUCCGCAGUCUGAAGCUCAAUACAAAUCCUCUCACGAAAUUUGGCAUUGUGAAUCCUAUGCCAACAUUAAAAAUACUGAACCUCUCGAACGCUCAGCUUGCCAGCAUCGAUGGAGCAUUCAAUAACAUGGUCAAUUUAGAGCGGCUCAACUUAGAUUUCAACUACUUCGUUUCCCUACCCGGUACGAUCGGUAAUUUACGAAGGUUAGAGCACUUCAGUAUCGCUCACAACCUGGUUGGCGAACUUCCACUGGAAAUAGGUUGUUUAACGGAACUAAGAAUUCUAGAUGUCAGAGGCAACAAUAUCAGGAAACUCCCAAUGGAAAUAUGGUGGGCCAAUAAGUUGGAAACUCUUAAUGCAUCUUCGAAUGUCCUCGAGAAUUUUCCGAAGCCCGCUUCUCGCCAACCCCAGCCACCUGGAGAGACACAGACCGUCCCGGUUAUCAGUCAUAAGCCACCAAGUGGCCCCUCAUCUCAGACGCCUAGCGACGAAGAUAUAUUACCUGAUGGGUCACGCCGGCCUAGUCAAUCAUCAAGCACACUACUCAGUGUUGGACCUAACCCGGUUGCUUCUGGGGCUGACCGCAAGAGCUCUGUGGUGUCUGUAUACGGCAAAGGAGGCCGCAAGACUUCAGUCGUAUCAAGGAGCACUACAGGAAGUGGGAUGAAUGGCACUGUGACACCGUCUGGGGCAUCUAGGAAAGACUCUGGUCUUUCUAGUCGGCUGACUAACACGUUCGCGGGCUCUUUGCGACAGUUAAUACUCGCAGAUAACCAGAUUGACGAUGAUGUAUUCGAGCAAAUCACGCUACUUAGCGAGCUGCGAGUUCUGAAUCUAUCAUAUAAUGACCUCAGCGAUAUGCCCCAGCGGUGUAUCAAGAAUUGGCCGCAGCUUGUGGAGUUGUAUCUGUCAGGCAACGACCUCACCAGCCUGCCUGUUGACGACUUAGAAGAAUACAGUUUGCUUCAAGUGCUUCAUAUCAACAACAAUAAGUUUACAAACCUUCCAGCUGAUAUUUCAAGAGCAAAGAAGUUAGCUGUACUUGAUUGUGGAAACAACUCGCUGAAGUACAACAUUUCCAAUGUUCCGUACGAUUGGAAUUGGAACCUCAAUCCUAACCUGCGGUACCUUAAUUUGUCGGGCAACAAACGCCUUGAAAUCAAACAGAACAAUCAAGGGACUGCUGCGCAGAGUCGCGAACAGUAUACCGACUUUAGCCGAUUGCAAAACCUUCGCGUUCUUGGUUUGAUGGACGUAACCCUUACUCAGCCCAGCAUACCAGACCAAAGCGAGGAUCGUCGUGUGAGAACCUCUGGUUCGUUGGCAGGGCAUCUUCCAUACGGCAUGGCGGAUACGAUGGGAAGAAAUGAGCACCUGUCUACAAUUGAUCUCGUUGUCCCUCGGUUCAAUUCAUCAGAUACAGAAACACUUCUCGGCUUAUUUGAUGGCCAGGCCCUUUCUAGCGGUGGCUCUAAGAUCGCCAAGUACUUGCAUGAGAACUUUGGCCACAUAUUCACCAUGGAGUUAAAAGCUAUCAAAACUCGUCAGAACGAGGGACCCGCCGAUGCAUUGCGUCGUGCAUUUCUAGCUCUGAACAAAGACUUGGUCACUAUAGCUAUUGAGCAUACAGAAAAAAGGCCAAUGGGCACGCAUCGCGGAUCUGGAGCUCCCGUGGUCUUGAGUAAGGAGGACCUUAAUUCCGGAGGCGUCGCCACCAUUGCAUACCUUCAAAAUCAGGAGUUGUAUAUCGCCAACGUUGGUGAUGCACAGGCGAUGCUCAUUCAAUCAGAUGGCUCUCAUAAGCUUUUGACACGAAAGCAUGACCCAGCCGAGCCUUCAGAACGUCAACGAAUUCGAGAUGCCGGCGGUUGGGUUUCCCGUCAAGGAAAAUUGAACGAUCUUCUCGAGGUCUCUCGAGCCUUUGGAUAUGUUGACCUAAUACCAGCAGUACAAGCGGCCCCUGACGUCAACCAGGUAUCUAUCACACCACAAGAUGAAACAAUAGUGAUUGCAACCAGGGAGCUUUGGGAGUAUCUAAAACCUGCUUUAAUUGUUGAUGUCUCACGGUCUGAGCGAGGUGACCUCAUGCGAGCUUCGCAAAAGCUGCGAGAUCUCGCUAUGGCUUACGGUUCGACUAACAAGAUCAUGGUAAUGAUGAUCAGCGUUGCCGAUCUCAAACGCCGGCAAGAGAGAUCAACGCGCCUGCAUAGAGGGCAGAGCAUGUCUCUGUACCCCUCAGGUGUUCCGGACGAUUUUCAAUAUCCAAAGCGAGGCAAGAAACCCAAGGGUGGUAUUCUGGACUCAGAUUUGCACCGGCUCGAGGCCGAGGUUCCCGCACCGACCGACAAACCUUCCAUUGUUUUCACUGACAUCAAGAAUUCGACCAAUCUUUGGGAAAUGUACCCGGAUGCGAUGAGGUCCUCUAUUAAACUUCACAACGAAGUUAUGCGCCGGCAACUCCGACGAAUUGGUGGGUACGAGGUCAAAACAGAAGGCGAUGCUUUUAUGGUAUCCUUUCCCACUGCGACAUCAGCUCUGCUAUGGUGUUUCUCCGUUCAGAUGCAACUCCUUGAAGUCCCUUGGCCGUCCGAGGUGCUCAAUUCGGUCUCAUGUCAAGAGAUUUGGGAUAAGGAUAACACUCUCAUCUUCAAAGGCCUUUCUGUCAGAAUGGGCAUUCAUUAUGGUGAGCCAGUCGCCGAGAUCGACCCUGUCACGCGUCGUAUGGACUACUUUGGACCAAUGGUCAAUAAAGCCUCUCGUAUUUCUGCAGUUGCCGAUGGCGGUCAGAUUGCGGUUUCUGCAGAUUUUAUCUCGGAAAUCCAGCGAUGCCUCGAAACCUAUCAAGAAAACGACCGAACUGGAUCUACAGGCUCUGACGAGGCAUUUGAUGACACAGCAACAGCUCUUGCUAUUCGAAAGGAGUUGAAGUCACUUACUUCUCAAGGAUUCGAGGUCAAGGAAAUGGGUGAGAGAAAACUAAAGGGGCUCGAAAAUCCCGAGUAUGUUUAUUCUCUCUACCCACAUGCACUCGCCGCCAGAAUUGAUUACCAUAUGGUUCCGGCUACAACAAUUGGCCCGUCUGAGCAGCCAGCACGACUCGUGGCUGGGAGCGAGCUCGGAAUUGACCCAGACAUGAUUUGGUCUUUAUGGAAAGUUAGUCUACGCCUAGAGAUGCUUUGUAGCUCUUUAGAGGAGAUGUCCGGGAGGGGCUUGCAGCCUCCAGAAACCGAGCUACUCGAACGUAUGAAACAACGAGGUGGCGAGGUCACAGACCGCUUCCUGUUCAACUUCAUGGAACAUCAAGUGAGCCGGAUCGAGACUUGCGUUUCAACCUUGGCUCUUCGACACGCUGCUAUGGGUGGCGGCCAUAUCAAACAACUUGAAGACCUCCGCGCACCAAUGGCGGCCAUACUUAGUCAUGUUUCCAAACAGAUGGCUGAGCUAGAAAGGUACAAAGCCAAGUACGGUCCUCUUGAACCCUCCGACAACGAGGGAAGCGACACAGAACAAGAGUAGCUGAAUUAAUUGAGAAACGUUCGGCUCCUCUCGGCCUACGAAACCCUGUACUAUACGCUAAGUCUUUAGUGACCUAUCUCGAUCUAAACCGCUAACGCCGCGAAUUCGGCCACAUCGGCAUUAUACUAUAUCUUUAUCGU